GGAAUGAUGGGGUUUGAUUCGAAUUCCGGAGGAUUUAAACCGCUGUUAGAAUUGUAGAGAGGGGGGCGUGUAACGGCCGCCCAACCCCCAAACAGGUCACAUAUGAAACAGAUUUACCAAAACAUCAAAUUAUGCAGAAAUUCUCCAAGAGAAAUAGUAAUUCACCUGUUGCCGGUAAAGAACUGAACUCUGUUUGUCCUGAUAAGAAGAAAGAAAAUAAAGACAAUUUUGUUGAAAUAUUACCUCCAGAAGUCACUUUUAAAAUUUUUAGCCAACUCGACAUUCAGAGUUUAUGCCGGGCUGCAACAACAUGCAAGAGUUGGAAUCAAGCAAUCAAGAAUUGUGACUACUUAUGGAAACCCCACUGUUUGACUGUUCGAGCUAUAUGUCAAAAAGAGAUAGAUGGUGAUCGAGGAAAUGGAUAUUCGUGGAGGGUAACACUACUGAGGAACUAUUGGAAGAGUAAGGUAAAGCAUGAAUGGCUAAGUGGCAGAUACAGCAACAUUUGCUCUUCCAUUAGCCUACCAGAAAAAAAUAUGUGCCCUAUGGAUGCAGAUACCUGGGGGGAGAUUCUAGAAGCAGAACUUGAAAGAUAAACUGAAAAAUCCAGAAGUCUUGACUUUGAAGAGUUGAAAGCAAACAUUGUUAUGGUGCAAAUACUCUGUACUUUUGUUUACUCAUUGUUCAUUGUUUUAUUUGUGAACUUUUAAAAGGACAUUAUAUGAAAUAUAAAUCUUUAUUUUGCACUUUACCCCUUUCCCCCCAACAUUUUUAUUUGAUAUUUUUAUUAUAAGAAUGAAAAUUCCAGUGAUGCUAUUUUUAAAAGACAUACUGAACUGCUGAAUUGGUUUCAAGAUUUGUGUAAUAUUGGUUUUUAUAAUAUGCUAUAUAUUAUUGUGAAAUAAUAGAAAUAGGCUUGAAUAAGUUGUUGUUUCUAGAAUAUUUUAAAUGAAAGUUCAGUAUCUUUAGGAAGAAAAUUUGUUCCAAAUAGAGUACUCUUAAAUUGUGUUCUAUGACAUGUAAAAAAAAAAUAGAUUUAAGUAACAAACAGCUAUUUGAGAAAAUGUCCCCAACCAUAAGCAAGCUUCCUUCUCUAACUAGAGGUGUUUAUAUGUUAUGACAGCAAACAGAUCUGACCAAAUAAAGAGAGGGUAUUAAAGCACUUGGAAGUAUUAUAUACACAGCUGUAAGGUAUUUUUAUUGCCCCAUAUUUGUACCUUCAAUGUGUGCCUUCAUGUGAAAUUUUUUUCCAGUUUCUUUAGAUUUUUUUACAUAUAUAUUAGUAUGCUGGUUUACAUUAUAUCCUUUAUUAUUUACACUGUUUCUUUGUUUUCCAUUCCUUCUAUUUCAAUAUUAUUUCUAGUGUAAUUGUCUCCUUUAACACAUGAGGAAACUGAGGUCCAGAGAGGUGAGUGCCCUGCCCAGGGUUUGACAGGUAAUAAAAAUCAAAGUUGAGAUUCUAAAGGCAAGUCAAGAGGGCAAAGAGGAUGUCAAGAUGACUCUUCUCUCCUGGCUCCACUCCCAACUCUCUGGGUUUUCCCAGUUUCUCUCCUCUCCAUAAACCCCCUCCACUUAUUAGAAUCUAAGCUUCUGCAGAAUGAGGACUACCUUUUCCCCCUUGUGUUUGUAUUCCUAGCACUUAGCACAGUGCCUCAUGCCUAGUAAGUGCUUAAAAAAUGAAUUACCUAUCUAUAAAUCAUUAUGAGGCAGCAUAACUGGCACAAUGAGUAGAACACUGGACCAGGAAUUAGGAAGACUUGAGUUCAAAU
This is a messenger RNA of Trichosurus vulpecula (common brushtail), 1769 nucleotides long. RefSeq names its product F-box protein 48 (gene FBXO48). The record is from RefSeq and is a predicted model, not a curated record. NCBI's taxonomy places the organism in Eukaryota, Metazoa, Chordata, Mammalia, Diprotodontia, Phalangeridae. The coding region runs from base 132 to 596 and encodes 154 amino acids. Gene Ontology annotation, biological process: SCF-dependent proteasomal ubiquitin-dependent protein catabolic process. Gene Ontology annotation, molecular function: protein binding. Gene Ontology annotation, cellular component: SCF ubiquitin ligase complex. The transcript is spliced from 3 exons.